This is a messenger RNA of Microdochium trichocladiopsis, 873 nucleotides long. RefSeq lists its product as uncharacterized. The coding region runs from base 1 to 873 and encodes 290 amino acids. The record is from RefSeq and is a predicted model, not a curated record. Gene Ontology annotation, biological process: mycotoxin biosynthetic process. Lineage: Eukaryota; Fungi; Ascomycota; Sordariomycetes; Xylariales; Microdochiaceae. The transcript is spliced from 4 exons.
AUGUACAUCAAGAACCAAGCAUCAGGACUAUCGUUGGCAGGCCCCUCCGAGGACCACCACCACGAGGACAAUACAGAGGACCAGCCAUUCCUCAAUGACACAGAGAAGCAAGAAGGCGGGCCAGUUGCGGGAAAGACCAGCUCUUGGCCAGCUUCUCGUGGUCCACGAGCACCAGCCAGCUUGCGCUGGACGCUGAUACACAUUGGCCUCAUCUUGGUCUACACUGCCAUAUUCUCGCUGGCUACUCUAUCCCAAAUGGGCUCGGCAAGUUAUGAAUCCAAAAAUUCGCCAGAAAAGCAGUGGAUCACCAAUUCACCCGCACACGCGGCAGUACACUACGAAGCCCGCCCCGUAGACGGGCUCGCCCAAGGCAGCAUUUUCGCCGGGUACCCAACCGCAGAGUCCGACGCAGCAUGGGGCAAGCUUCUCCAAGGAAUCAACUUGCGUGUGCUGCCAUCCGAGGCUGAGGCCAUGCAAGGCUUUGAAAGUCUUGAGCUGCGCGGCGGGUCGGGCUAUCUUGGUGUUUUGGGAGUGUACCACGAGCUGCACUGCAUCAAACGUCUGAGGAAGUGGAUUUACAAGGACUACUACUAUCCCAAUAUGACUGAGGAAGAGUACCACGAGCGCGAAACACAUGCCGAUCACUGUCUCGAGUUUGCCAGGCAGUCAGCAAUGUGCCAUGGCGAUACCACAAUGACGGGGUUCAAGUGGCUGCACGACUCGGCAGGACGGGUGGUGGAGCCGACAACCCGCGAAGGGGCACUACAUCAAUGCGUCAACUGGGAGAAGCUGUCCGGAUGGGCCCAGGAUAGAAGAGUGAACUUGUUCGACCCUGAGCUGCUCGUGCCAGAAAGUGACGAUUUGUUCCUAUAG